AUGGCAGCGGCGGAUUUAUUACCGGGGCCUCCACCCAGCUUGGCGGACUUAGGACUUGAAGCCGGGAGGAAGGAAGCCCAGAAAGCAGUCCCGGCAGGCAGCUCAGGGGCCAAGUUUCUUUCCCAAGACCAAAUUAAUGAGUACAAGGAAUGCUUCUCCCUGUAUGACAAGCAGCAGCGGGGGAAGAUAAAAGCCACGGACCUCAUAGUGGCGAUGAGGUGCCUGGGGGCCAGCCCGACACCAGGGGAGGUGCAGCGGCACCUGCAGACUCACAAGAUCGACAAAAACGGGGAGCUGGAUUUCUCCACUUUCCUGACCAUGAUGCACAUGCAAAUAAAACAAGAGGACCCAAAGAAAGAGAUUCUCCUGGCCAUGCUGAUGGCGGACAAGGAGAAGAAGGGCUACAUCAUGGCGUCGGAGCUGCGCUCCAAACUCACGAAGCUGGGGGAGAAGCUCACCCACAAGGAAGUGGAUGAUCUUUUCAGAGAAGCAAAUAUAGACACAAACGGCAAAGUGAAGUAUGAUGAAUUUAUCCAGAAGAUCGCCAUUCCUGUGCCCAACUACUGA
Molecule: messenger RNA, 567 nt
Organism: Pipistrellus nathusii (Nathusius's pipistrelle)
Lineage: Eukaryota; Metazoa; Chordata; Mammalia; Chiroptera; Vespertilionidae
Source: the annotation of a GenBank genome assembly